GAACAGGACUCGACGUCACCAUUAUGGUUCUCGGGGGUGGCCCGAUCGCUGCCAAUGCCUUGCCUUUUCACCAGCAGAUCAAGAUCAAAUACAUGUGUGCUGGAAACGAGAUUAUUUACAAUAAUGACAAUAACUUGAUCUCAAAUCUUCUACCUGCGAUGCAAAGUUUUAACAAUGCUUCGAAAGCUUCCGGUCUUUCAAAUAUGAAGGUGACAACUCCAAAUGGGUAUACAGUAGGCUUUAACCAAAGU
Messenger RNA from Thlaspi arvense, 251 nucleotides. The record is from the annotation of a GenBank genome assembly. Lineage: Eukaryota; Viridiplantae; Streptophyta; Magnoliopsida; Brassicales; Brassicaceae.